AGUCUUUGACUUUGGGAGUUCGCCUACCCCUCCUGCUAAGAAAGAACUGCCGACGACCAUUCGGGGCCCCACUUUAAUGAGGCAGCCACCUGGCGAGUCUGACAUGGCUGUGAGCGACGCGUUGCUCCCGUCCUUCUCCACAUUCGCGUCCGGCCCGGCUGGAAGGGAGAAGACGCUGCGUCCAGCAGGUGCUCCGAACAACUGCUGGCGAGAGGAGCUCUCGCACAUGAAGCGGCUUCCCCCGGUGCUUCCCCGUCGUGCCUACGACCUGGCGGCCACCACCGUGGUCAGCACCGAUCUGGAGAACAGCAGCGCCCUGGGCGCAGCAGCGGGCGUCGGCAGCAGCAACCCGGAGCUCCUCCCUAGGAGAGAGGAGGAGUUCAACGAUCUCCUGGACCUGGACUUUAUCCUCUCCAACUCGGUGUCCCAUCAGGAGUCCGUGGCGGCCACCGUGUCCUCAUCGGCAUCGGCCUCGGCCUCCUCUUCGUCCUCGCCGUCGAGCAGCGGGCCGGCCAGCUUCAGCUACCCAAUCCGGGCUGGGAGCGACCCUUCGGUCGUGGCCCCGGGUUCCACCACCGGCCCCGGCGGCGGCGGCAGUGGUGGUGGUGGAGGUGGCGGCGGCGGAGGUGGCCUCCUCUACAGCCGCAAGUCUGCGCCUCCGCCCGCCCCCUCUUUCAACCUGGCCGACAUCAACGACGUGAGCCCGUCGGGCGGCUUCGUGGCCGAGCUGCUGCGGCCCGAACUGGACCCCGUGUACAUCCCGCCGCAGCAGCAGCCACCGCCAGGCGGCGGCCUGAUGGGCAAGUUCGUGCUCAAGUCCUUGCUGAGCGCUCCCGGCAGCGAGUAUGGCAGCCAGUCGUUCAGUGUCGGCAAAGGCAGCCCCGACAGCAGCCACCCGCUGGUGGUCACGCCCUACAGCGGCGCCCCGCGCAUGUGCCCCAAGAUUAAGCAGGAGGCCGUGUCCUCCUGCACAGUCAGUGGCUCCCUAGAGGCCCAUUUGGGCGCAGGACCCUCCCUAAGCAAUGGCCACAGGCUGUCCGCACACGACUUCUCCCUGGGGCGGCAGCUCCCCAGCAGGACUACCCCGACCCUGGGUGCUGAGGAACUGCUGAGCGCCAGGGACUGUCACCCUGCUCUGUCGCUACCCCCUGGCUUCCACCCCCACGCCGGGCCCAACUACCCGGCCUUCCUGACCGACCAGAUACAGAACCAAGUGACUGCACUCCAUUACCAAGAGCUCAUGCUACCUGGUUCCUGCCUGGCGGAAGAGCCCAAGCCAAAGAGGGGGAGAAGGUCGUGGCCCCGGAAAAGGACUGCCACUCACACUUGUGAUUAUGCGGGCUGCGGCAAAACCUACACGAAGAGCUCUCAUCUCAAAGCACACCUGCGAACCCACACAGGUGAGAAACCUUACCACUGUGACUGGGACGGCUGUGGGUGGAAAUUUGCCCGCUCAGAUGAACUGACCAGGCACUACCGCAAGCACACAGGGCACCGCCCCUUCCAGUGCCAGAAGUGUAACCGGGCAUUCUCCAGGUCAGACUUCCUUGCCUUACACAUGAAGAGGCACUUUUAAUUCCCAAACAGUGGCUAUAUAUGACCCACACUGCCAGAAGAGAAUUCAGUAUUUUUUAACCUUUUACACUGUUGUCCAGAAGAGGGAGGUACGCCCAGCUGGACAGCACUACAAUCAUGGUCAAGUUCCCAACAGGCCA
Suncus etruscus (white-toothed pygmy shrew) is the source of this 1715-nucleotide messenger RNA. Its product is annotated as Krueppel-like factor 4. The record is from RefSeq and is a predicted model, not a curated record. Gene Ontology annotation, molecular function: DNA-binding transcription factor activity, RNA polymerase II-specific; RNA polymerase II cis-regulatory region sequence-specific DNA binding. Gene Ontology annotation, biological process: regulation of transcription by RNA polymerase II. Lineage: Eukaryota; Metazoa; Chordata; Mammalia; Eulipotyphla; Soricidae.